CCUACAGCACGAUACACUGUAAGAUCCUUUGGAAUCAGGAGAAACGAGAAGAUUGCUGUUCAUUGCACCGUUCGUGGGGCCAAAGCAGAGGAGAUUCUGGAGAAGGGGUUGAAGGUGCGAGAAUACGAGUUGAGAAAAAACAACUUCUCAGACACUGGGAACUUCGGCUUUGGAAUCCAGGAGCACAUCGAUCUGGGGAUUAAGUACGAUCCCAGUAUUGGUAUCUACGGCUUGGACUUUUACGUGGUGCUGGGCAGGCCUGGUUUCAGCAUUGCUGACAAGAAACGCAGGACUGGCAACAUUGGGGCCAAGCACAGAAUUGGGAAGGAAGAAGCCAUGCGCUGGUUUCAGCAAAAGUAUGAUGGCAUCAUCCUUCCUGGUAAAUGAGCAGUUCCUGUUACCAAAAAAGUAAAUAAAAUUUUCUAACCCCUAA
Tauraco erythrolophus (red-crested turaco) is the source of this 433-nucleotide messenger RNA. The record is from RefSeq and is a predicted model, not a curated record. Lineage: Eukaryota; Metazoa; Chordata; Aves; Musophagiformes; Musophagidae.